This is a messenger RNA of Vitrella brassicaformis, 4353 nucleotides long. NCBI's taxonomy places the organism in Eukaryota, Vitrellaceae. The record is from the annotation of a GenBank genome assembly.
UGAGACGUUAUGCUGUUUCUCAAUCAACUCAACAAUUGACAUUUGUCAACUGCUAGGGUAUACAAGCAUACUUCUUUCAGUCAUACACCAUGCCUGCAAUUCAAUCUUUGUCUCCAUCUUCCUUAUCCUCAUCUCCCUCCUCCUCAAGUCCUCAUCUGUAUAGUCAGAUUGUACAUACAAGGUAUGCAUAUCUAUGUUUCCCUCCCUCCCUACCCUUCAUGUUCAGAACAUAUACUAUGUACCAUCAUCAUCGUCGUCAUCAUUGUCAGCAUAUCCGUCUAAGCCACCAGACUGACCAUCCUCAUCUUCAUACUGCAGAGAGACAGACGGACGAGAACAGGUACAGAAAGAAUUUCACUGAGAAAAUACAAACAACUCCAAUCUUUCUCAGCGCCAUCCCUUUUUCUGGCCUGCUCGUUUGAUAACUCCAAUACCAUCCUCAUAACGGACUCAUUCUCGAAGUACCAUCUAUGACAAUUGCCUCUCACUUGGUCCCAGAGAAGGAAGCGAUGGGUUCCAUGACCACGCAAAUCGACCGGAACGCAUCGUCGUACCCCAUAAGUUCGAUAUUUCCCUAUUCCCUCGGUCUUCCAGCACCCGUAGUCGAGCUAAGCGCUUGUACUGACAUAGCCACGCCCGUACUGUGCGCAACGAUGGUAAUGUGAGUGUACAGAGGAUCCUUCUUAUUCACCACGGCCAGGAUCGCAUUCUUCACACGGUCACAGAUCAUCGACCGCACUCGUGCGUCUUUAGUGGUCACAGCCUUGCUGAGAGGGGCAUUGAUCAGAUACUUUCGGCCGAAAUCAGUGACGUUGACGAUAAAAAACAGUGGGGAGAUCAAGAACAUUAUAAUGGACGCCAUCCAUAGCGCCCAGCUGACGCAAUAAAACCAGCUCAAAUUGUUGGACAGCGGAUUUUCACCACUGGGUGAGGCAGCGGCGAUGAGAGUACACGGCUAAAAACAGUGUGCCGACGAACCACAGGAACAGGACGAAGGCCGUGAGAAGAAACCCACAUGCAAGUUUUCCCUUGUAGCAGCUGGCCCACAUUGAGGAGCAGCACCAGAAGAAAAUCAAGCAUAUGCCGCGCCACACCUGAAUGGCCAAGUUCUCGUCGCCCAUUUUAUCGAUAAAGUCGCCCCAGAAGGCCUCAUAUAUAUCGACACGGCAGCUGUUCUUCUUGAUGAACACACUGGUGCGGCUUGGGUGAGUUGGAUGGUCGGUAAGGUUGGCGAGCCCCGUUUUCCUCAUGCCUCUGACCAGCAACUUAAGCUUCUCAUCCUUCACUAUGUCGUCAUAGCCGGGCACCAGGAUGAUCGCCCUCUGUUCCAGCACACGAGAAAGAGGAGUGAGAUGCCUUGUGUCAGAUAUGUAUUGUGUGCUUACAUCUGGGUUGGGGGGGCGCUAGCCCUCUCCGUAUCGGCAUGCAAGACCUCCAUUAUGUGCGCCCUGCUGAAGCACACAUCCGUACAGCAUCCCUAUCACCUCCCGAACCGACACUUCGCACGGCAUGCCUAUCAAGCAUGAGCGUAAAACUGCAUCAAGGUAUACUCACAGGUUGCAUAUUAGCAGCCGUCUGUAUAACCACCUCCGUCGGUACAUGACCAUGGGGCUGCUCAAUAUCAUGAGGGGCUGCUUCUCGAGCUGCCAUUCCGUUGGCCCGCGGUUGAUGCUUCAUGAGUGCUUUCUCGUGCGGAAAGACUGCACACACCGAGACACACACAGAUGUUAUACAUACACACGUAGAGCUGUAUUGGUCAGCACUUGUACCUGCGUGUGUGAGCCAGUGCCAAAAUACGAAGGGCUGAAAACCAACUAGAACGCACCUAUAUGCGCGUCACAUGUACGUGAUUCAUAUGGCGCCCAGCCAUAGAAGCACUCAUCAUAUAUGUGUGUGUGUCUGUCGCUCUCAGUACUGUCAGGAAUGCCAGCUUGGCAAGACGAACCACUAUGAGCUUGUGAGCUAGGGUAGAUUACUGUGUAACGGAGAGAGAGAGAAGAAGACAAGGAAAGACAGACAAGGACAUAUACUGAUGAGACACGAUCUUAUCAGCCAUCACCGAAGUCAGAUCUGUGUUGACCACCCUUCAUGAUGCCAUACAUGGACAGAAACAACUUUGACUGACUGGCCAGUCCAUCGGUCUUACUAAAGUAAAAGCACACUCUUCACUGGGACUUACCGCCCAGCAGAUCCUCUAUUCAGUUAAGUACAGGAAAGGUCCUCACCGGCCUUUUCUCACUUGGGCGCAGCAACUUGGUUCUUGCUUAUCUGAGCCGAAGCCCUCGCCAGCCGACUGACAGAUUCUAACAGGUCUAUCAGUGUCUUGCGCAGUAUCAUCAGCAGCCAACUACAGUAUCAGCAGUAGUCAACUACUAGCAGUACCUGAAGAAAGACAACAACUACAUCAACAAAGCAGACAGCAUGGAUGACACUCAACCUAGAGACAAAAGCCACCUUCCCCGUCUUUACCGGCAGGAGUGGCGAGAACAACAUCAAGUGGCGCGAAUGAGACUUUACUCUUAGAGCCUACUUAGCAGCAAGAGAGAUGAAUGCGAAAAUAUAUUUACCUACUAAGGAUGAGGAUGUCCCGCCGAUGAAAAUAGCGGUGCCACAAAUGGACGGCAACAAUCAGCCCGUGGUGAACCAGCAGGGACAGCCAAUCCUGAUUGAGCAGGACAGCUCCAACCCCAAGAACCUCCGAUGGCUGUUCGGCUUCCUCGCCCUGCAAACAGCAGACAGGGCUAAGCGACUGAUUCAAGAAGCAUGCCAGAAGCACGGCGAGAAUGAUGCAUGGGCGUAUCUCGAGCUGCGAAAGCGGUUCAUACCUGAUCGUAUGCAGGUAUACAUAGGGCUCCUGAGGGUGACGAAGGAACCUUUUGUUGAGUAGUUAGUUGUAGAGAGUGACAUUUCAUACGCGCGGGGCUUCCUUGAGGCCAUACAAUGCCUUCCGUAGACGAACAACAUGGCCGGGCUUCUCAUAUCCAGGUGGGCACCGCAUAAAGACAGGCUUGUCCAGCGGGGCGUUGAGGAAUGCUGUGUUGAUGUCCAUCUGAUGGAUCUCUAGGUUAAAUUGAUUCGCCAGGGCAAACGCUGAUCGAACAAUGUGGUAGGAAAGCAUGGAAGAAAACACGUCAUCCACUUGGUUGCCAUCUUGUUCGAAUCCUUGCGCGACAAUGCGGGCCUUGUACUUGUCAGGCUUGAGGGCAAAUACCCAUCUGCAUAAGAUGAUUUUGGUCGUUGCGGCUUUCUCCGGCACGUACUCAAACACUCUCAGGUCUUCAAUCGACUUCAUCUCACGAUCCAUGGCUUCUUUCCAUUAGUCUGCUGCUGUUGACUUCAUCGCUUGGGUAUAGGUUUUAAGUAUGGUUGGCUGGAAUAGCUGUAGGAGUGAUGGGUCUUCUGUCAUCUCGUCAUCUUCAUUCACAAAGAGCAGGUCAGGAUGAUCGAAGAAGUGGUCUUCAUAGAUGCGUCCAAAGAUGCGUCGCUCAUCUUUUGUUCUUGUCGUUCUUGUUUGUUGCUUAUCAGUGUCUUCCUCUUUUUCUUGACCAUUGCCUUCCUCAAUGACCUUCAUGUCAUUAUGGGCGUCAUUUGUCUCCUGAUAAUGAUGUGGUUCGUUGUUGUCAUCGUGUAUGUCCUCGAUUGCUGGUAAGGGCUCACUCACAGACGCCUCGGGCCGUUGUGAAUAGAUAAGAUCGAUUGCUGGUGGUGCUCGUGGCUUCUUCUCUUGUCCAGGCAGUAUCGCCUCAUCAAACAGCACAUCGCGUGACAGCACCAAUUGCCGUGUGUGCGGCAGGUACACGAGAUAGCCGUCCUUGGUCGCUGGGUCAUACCCAAGUAAGAUGCCGAUCUGCGUGCGAGAGUUUAUCUUGCCAAUCGUCUCUUUCCUCUGGUUGAUGUGUGCCUUGCAGCCGAAGGUGCGAAUGUGGCCGACAUCGGGUGGAUAGCCGAUGAAGAGCUCAUGUGGUGUCUUCAUUCCCUCGUUGGCUGCGGUUGGCGUGCGGUUCUUGAUGUACGUCGCUGUGGCCGUCGCAUAACACCAAUAAGAUGCGGGUAAGCCGGCAGUGAACAACAGUGCACGCGCCAUAGCACAAAUCACACCAAUGGCUCGCCCAGCCACUCCAUUCUGGGACUGAUGAUAUGGCAAACUCCUCUCUUGUCUUAUCUGGUUUGUCUCGCAGAACUCUUUCCACUGGCCCUUGAUGAGCUUCGCCCCUCCAUCUGUCCUCACUGCCUUAGGCAUGCGGACUGCAGUGCAGUACUGGAUGAAUGCAGGAGGGGCAUUCCGAUUUCUUCUUGAGGAAGUAAGUCUGCAGCCACCUUGAUGCAUCGUCGACCACCACCAUCAGGUACUUG